AUGUCUAGUGAUUAUGUGUUGAUUGAUUACCCGUAUGAAUGCCCUGUCGGAACAGAUAUUGAAAAAAACAACAAUAAAAAGAAAGUUUUCAGAAUUCGCUCCAGGCUUUUAAACGAAUAUUACAAAACCAAUAAACAUCAAGAAGAAAAAAAACUAUUCUCGAUUUUGAAACUUGCUAUAAUUUUGCUAUUAAUUUUACUAAUUAUUAAUGUUUAUAGGUUCAUUUUUAAAAAAACCCUUUAUCAAUGCCUAUAUUCUUGGCUUUUGACUUGCCCAGAUAAUAGAGAUUAUUGUGUAUUAUGGUGGCAAAAAUAUCCCGUCGUAGAGCGUCUUAUUUGGUCAAUUAUUAAUCAUAUAGAAAACGUUAUAAGCAUUUACUAG
This is a messenger RNA of Saccharomycodes ludwigii, 381 nucleotides long. RefSeq lists its product as uncharacterized. NCBI's taxonomy places the organism in Eukaryota, Fungi, Ascomycota, Saccharomycetes, Saccharomycodales, Saccharomycodaceae. The coding region runs from base 1 to 381 and encodes 126 amino acids. The record is from RefSeq and is a predicted model, not a curated record. The transcript has a single exon.